Eutrema salsugineum is the source of this 573-nucleotide messenger RNA. Its product is annotated as putative Myb family transcription factor At1g14600. Gene Ontology annotation, molecular function: DNA-binding transcription factor activity; DNA binding. The transcript has 6 exons. Bases 1 to 573 code for a protein of 190 amino acids. The record is from RefSeq and is a predicted model, not a curated record. Lineage: Eukaryota; Viridiplantae; Streptophyta; Magnoliopsida; Brassicales; Brassicaceae.
AUGAAAAGGGAGAUUGUUAGACCGUACAGUAAGUCAAAAAUACCGCGACUGCGAUGGACCACCGAUCUUCAUCGCUAUUUUGUCCAUGCUGUUGAAGAUCUUGGUGGCGAAAAGAGAGCAACUCCUAAAAAGAUUUUGAACUCAAUGGGUGUGAAAACACUCACAAUAUCACAUGUGAAAAGCCAUCUCCAGGUGUAUAGGAACAUGAAGCAUGAAGAGUCCAUACAAGCAAAAAUGAGAAUGAUACGGCAAAUGAGGUGGCGGCAAACUCAACAAUACCUUCGGAUCUAUGAACGUCUUCGAGACGCAACCAAGUUUAUGCAAAGCCAACAAAGGCUACAGUGCAAUAGUAAUGAAAAUAUGGAUGUGUCUUUCAAGUCUCUCUUUCAAUCUUCCAGAGUUGGACUAAUUGAAAUCAGAGACGAUGAUAAAGAUAAUAAUAACAAUAUCAUUGUUAAUGCUGAUGAUGAUGUCGCAACUGCUGGUGAUGGUGAAAAUGAUCCUUUAAACUCAGAAGUUUUGAAGGAUGAAGAAAAAUUGUCCCUUGAACUAACUCUUGGUCUCAAGUACUAA